AUGGCGGGAAUAGACUCUCUCAAUGCUAUUAACACGGAGAGCAUUGAUUUGGAAAAUGUACCCGUUGAAGAGGUUUUUCAACAUCUCAAGUGCACAAAAGAAGGGUUGACCACUAAUGAAGUGCAAGAGCGUCUUACCUUGUUUGGUUACAACAAACUUGAGGAGAAAAAGGAGAGUAAGAUACUAAAGUUCUUGGGGUUCAUGUGGAAUCCACUUUCAUGGGUCAUGGAAGCUGCAGCACUCAUGGCCAUUGGUCUUGCACAUGGAGGAGGAAAGCCACCGGAUUACCAUGACUUUGUGGGUAUUGUGGUCUUACUUUUGAUCAAUUCAACAAUCAGUUUUGUAGAAGAAAACAAUGCUGGAAAUGCAGCUGCUGCUCUCAUGGCUCAGCUAGCUCCUAAAGCCAAGGCCAUCCGUGAUGGGAAAUGGAAUGAAAUAGAUGCAGCUGAGUUGGUUCCAGGAGAUAUAGUUGCUAUCAAACUCGGUGAUAUCAUUCCUGCUGAUGCACGUCUACUUGAAGGAGACCCUUUAAAGAUUGAUCAGGCAACUCUUACAGGAGAGUCUCUUCCAGUAACCAAGAACCCUGGCGCUUCAGUGUACUCUGGUUCUACUUGCAAGCAAGGUGAAAUUGAAGCGGUUGUUAUAGCCACUGGUGUCCACACUUUCUUUGGAAAAGCUGCUCAUCUUGUGGACAGUACUACCCAUGUUGGUCACUUCCAAAAGGUUUUGACAGCAAUAGGAAACUUCUGUAUCUGCUCCAUUGCAGUAGGAAUGGCUAUUGAAAUCGUUGUUAUAUACGGUCUACAACAGAGAGGGUACCGUGUUGGUAUCGAUAAUCUUCUAGUCUUGUUGAUUGGUGGUAUCCCUAUUGCUAUGCCUACUGUUCUCUCUGUUACAAUGGCUAUUGGUGCACAUCGCCUUGCUCAACAGGGUGCUAUAACAAAGAGAAUGACAGCUAUUGAAGAAAUGGCUGGAAUGGAUGUUCUGUGCAGUGAUAAAACUGGUACUCUCACACUUAACAAGCUUUCUGUGGAUAAGAAUCUCAUUGAGAUUUUCAAGAAAGGCAUUGACAAAGAUAUGGCUGUACUUAUGGCUGCAAGAGCUGCGCGUUUAGAGAACCAAGAUGCUAUUGAUACUGCUAUUGUUUCUAUGUUGUCAGACCCUAAAGAGGCACGUGCUGGAAUCAAAGAACUCCAUUUUCUACCAUUCAGUCCAGCUAAUAGAAGAACUGCACUAACCUACCUUGAUGGAGAAGGCAAGAUGCACCGUGUGAGCAAAGGAGCACCUGAAGAGAUUUUGGAUAUGGCACACAACAAGUUACAAAUCAAGGACAAGGUACAUGCUACAAUCGACAAAUUUGCAGAACGUGGUCUAAGAUCUCUUGGAUUAGCAUAUCAGCAAGUACCAGAUGGUGAUGUUAAAGGUGAAGGUGGUCCAUGGGAAUUUGUAGCUCUUCUUCCUCUGUUUGAUCCUCCUCGUCAUGACAGUGCACAAACUAUUGAGAGAGCACUUCAUCUUGGAGUCAGUGUUAAGAUGAUCACUGGUACAAAGACUUUUCUUCACCUCAUACAUGAUUAUGGAUUCAAUGAGUUACUCAUGUUAAAGUCUCAUAACAUCUCAGGUGACCAGCUUGCCAUUGCAAAAGAAACAGGAAGGAGACUUGGAAUGGGAACAAACAUGUACCCAUCUUCAUCUCUGCUCUCAGCUAACCACACAGAAGCAGUUUCCAUUGAUGAACUUAUCGAGAAAGCAGAUGGUUUUGCUGGAGUGUUCCCUGAGCAUAAGUAUGAGAUUGUGAUGAGAUUACAAUCAAGAAAACAUAUAUGCGGUAUGACUGGUGAUGGAGUGAAUGAUGCACCUGCAUUGAAGAAGGCUGAUAUUGGAAUAGCUGUGGAUGAUGCCACUGAUGCUGCUCGUAGUGCUUCUGAUAUUGUCUUAACUGAGCCUGGUCUUAGUGUUAUCAUCAGUGCUGUCUUGACUAGCCGUGCCAUCUUCCAGAGAAUGAAAAAUUACACAAUUUAUGCAGUUUCUAUCACUAUACGUAUUGUGAUGGGUUUCAUGCUUUUGUGUGUGUUCUGGGAGUUUGAUUUCCCUCCAUUCAUGGUUCUUGUUAUUGCAAUCCUUAAUGAUGGUACUAUAAUGACCAUAUCAAAGGACAGAGUGAAGCCAUCACCAACACCAGAUUGUUGGAAACUAAAGGAGAUUUUUGCAACUGGUGUUGUUCUUGGAGCUUACUUGGCUAUCAUGACCGUUGUGUUUUUCUGGGCAUCUUAUGAAACUAACUUCUUCCCUAAACUUUUCGGUGUGAGAAACUUUAACCAACAUCAUUUUGACAUGAAAAACAAAGAAGUGGCUGCACACUUGAAUGAACAGAUGGCUUCUGCUAUAUACCUUCAAGUCAGCACUAUCAGCCAAGCGUUGAUCUUUGUGACACGUUCAAGAAGCUGGUCUUUUGUUGAACGUCCUGGUUUCCUUCUUGUCAUUGCUUUCCUCAUUGCUCAGCUGGUUGCAUCGGCGAUAUCAGCAAUGGCAAACUGGCCAUUUGCUGGAAUCAGAAGCAUUGGGUGGGGUUGGACUGGAGUUAUCUGGAUAUUCAACAUAGUAACGUACAUGUUACUUGAUCCUAUCAAGUUCUUAGUCCGUUAUGCUCUAAGUGGCAAAUCAUGGAACCGUAUGAUGGAGCAAAGGACUGCACUCACUGGCAAAAAGAACUUUGGUAAAGACGAACGUAUGGCUGCAUGGGCAGCCGAGACGCGUACACAGCAUGGUUUAGGGACACCACAAAAGCCAAUGUAUGAGAGAAAUAGCGCAACGGAACUUAACAGUAUGGCUGAGGAAGCUAAGAGACGUGCAGAACUUGCAAGAAUGAGAGAGCUUCAGACAUUGAAGGGGAAAGUUGAAUCAGCUGCAAAGCUGAAAGGAAUUGAUCUUGAUGAUGCUAACAACAACAGCUACACAAUAUGAGAG
This is a messenger RNA of Eruca vesicaria subsp. sativa (arugula), 2967 nucleotides long. NCBI's taxonomy places the organism in Eukaryota, Viridiplantae, Streptophyta, Magnoliopsida, Brassicales, Brassicaceae. The record is from the annotation of a GenBank genome assembly.